CAUGGUUCAAAUUUUUAAUGCCUCCCACAAGUUAUAAAAAAAAAUAGUGGGUAGCUUGGAGUUUUUAGAAGAAAGCAGAAAAUUCUGUUGGAUAUUAGGGUUAUCAGUCUAUGGAGAAGAUAGAGGGAGAAGAACUCGUUCUGGUUGAAAUUCUGACGAGAUUGCCUGUGAAAUCUCUAGGACGCUUCAAGUCUGUGAGCAAGAAAUGGCUCUCUCUCAUCUCUGAUCCGCACUUCGUGAAAUCCCAUCUCAGGAGAUCGCUGGAAAAUUGCCCUAGCGCUCGCCACAGGAUCCUCAUCAGCGAUCCUCUCCAUUCUGUAGAUUUCAACGGAAAUCAAGUAAAAGGACGGAUCAGUCCUCCAAAAUCUUUUGAGCAACCAUUCGAGUUGGCAGGCUCCUGUAAUGGCCUUAUCUGCCUGUAUAUCGCACGCGAAACGUUUGCUGCGAUCAAUCCAACCACUGGGGAAACUCGCGAGCUGCCAAAGCCUACUCACAUUCCCACACAUGCUAAUUUCUUCAAUGGAUUUGGCUAUGAUGCUACCACUGAUGACUACAAGGUGGUAAGAGGCCCCCAACCCACUAUUGGUCCGCAACCUGAAUUCAUUGUUGAGAUGUUCUCGUUCAAGGCCAACUCCUGGAAGAGGAUCGAGUAUGAUCCAGAGCUUAAGGUUAUUGAGAACGGGUUCUUUUUCAAUGGCUGCGUGCACUGGCUUGUGACAACUUGUCAUGGCAACAGCCGCUAUGAACAGAGGGUCGUCUCCUUGGAUCUUGCUGAUGAAAAAUUCCGAGUUGUGAUUCCACUUCCUGAUGUGGCUGCCCCAAAUGUCACUUUUAAUGGGCUGAACAUUAUCGAAGGCUGUUUUUCUACAUUUUCUGGUGGUGGCACCUUUGGUCCAGAUGUUGAACCAGUGGAAGUCUGGGUAAUGAGAGAGUAUGGGGUGAAGUCUUCUUGGACAAGGCUUUGCCGCUUCACACCCCAUGCGCUGCCCAAAACUUGUUACUUGGUGACACUACUCUGCUUCAGGGAUGACGGAAAGGUCAUUUUCGAUGUGGGUGGGUCCCGUCUGGUUGUUUACAAUCCGUGCAACGAUAAUAGUCGUGUCAUCUUUCCCAAAUCUAAGAAGGGUUCAGAUUACUUCUAUACUGUGGUUUAUGUCGAGAGCCUCGUUUCUCCCAACUAGUUUUAUAUUUUCUCAUCUUGGAUCAACAGUUAGUUUUGAGGAUGCAGAACUAUAGCUUGAUUAAACUUUUAAGACGAAACUGAUUUUUGCAAUGCUAGAAGUUUUA
This is a messenger RNA of Cuscuta campestris, 1287 nucleotides long. Lineage: Eukaryota; Viridiplantae; Streptophyta; Magnoliopsida; Solanales; Convolvulaceae. The record is from the annotation of a GenBank genome assembly.